CGCCGCCGCCGCCCCCGGGCCCAUGCGGCCCCCUCGGAGACCAUGGGGUCCCGUGUUAAGCAAAACCCAGAAGCAACGUUUGAAGUCUACGUCGAAGUGACUUAUCCAGCGGUCGCAGGCAAAGAUCCUGAGGUGCGGCGGCAAUUCCCAGAGGACUACAGUGACCAGGAAAUUCUACAGACCCUCACCAAGUUCUGCUUCCCCUUCUAUGUGGACAGCCUCACCGUUGGCCAAGUUGGACAGAACUUCACCUUCGUGCUCACAGACAUCGACAGCAAGCAGAGGUUCGGAUUCUGCCGCUUAUCUUCCGGGGCCAAGACCUGCUUCUGUAUCUUAAGUUACCUCCCGUGGUUUGAAGUCUUCUAUAAACUGCUCAGCGUCUUGGCGGACUAUACAGCAAAGGGCCAGGACAACCAGUGGUAUGAACUCCUGGACACCCUUCUUAAAUUGCCCAUCCCCGAGCCGGCCACUUCUGUUCAUCUCAGCGUGCACUCUUACUUCACUGUUCCCGACAUCCGAGAACUUCCCAGCAUACCCGAAAACAGAAACCUGACGGAGUACUUCGUGGCGGUGGACGUCAACACCAUGCUGCACCUGUACGCCAGCAUGUUGUACGAGCGGCGCAUCCUCAUCUGCUGCAGCAAGCUGAGCACCCUGACGGCCUGCGUCCACGGCUCCGCAGCGAUGCUCUACCCGAUGUUCUGGCAGCACGUGUACAUCCCCGUGCUGCCCCCGCACCUCUUGGACUACUGCUGUGCCCCAAUGCCCUACCUCAUAGGAAUACACUUAAGUCUGAUGGAGAAAGUUAGAAACAUGGCCCUGGAGGACGUGGUCAUCCUCAAUGUUGACACGAACACACUGGAAACACCUUUCGAUGAUCUCCAGAGCCUUCCAAACGACGUGGUCUCUGCGCUGAAGGGCAGGCUAAAAAAAGUCUCCAUGACCACGGGCGACGGAGUGGCGAGAGCGUUCCUGAAGGCCCAGGCUGCCUUUUUUGGGAGCUACAGAAGUGCGCUCAAGAUCGAGCCCGGGGAGCCCAUCACCUUCUGUGAAGAAACGUUUAUCUCCCACCGGUCUGCCGCCAUGCGGCAAUUCCUGCAGAACGCCAUCCAGCUGCAGCUUUUCAAACAGUUCAUUGACGGCCGACUUGAUCUUCUCAACUCGGGAGAAGGCUUCAGCGAUGUCUUUGAGGAGGAGAUCAACAUGGGGGAAUAUGCAGGUAGCGACAAGCUGUACCACCAGUGGCUGUCGACCGUCAGGAAAGGAAGUGGGGCCAUCUUGAAUACGGUCAAGACCAAGGCCAACCCCGCCAUGAAGACCGUCUACAAAUUUGCAAAAGAUCAUGCAAAAAUGGGAAUAAAGGAGGUGAAAAACCGCUUGAAGCAAAAGGACAUCACCGAGAACGGCUGCGCCACGGUGCCGGAAGACUCUGUCCCGCAGGCGGCUCCUUCCCCGCUGGCUGAGAAGCGAGAUCCGAGGCUCCGGGAGGACCGGCGGCCCAUCACCACACACUUCGGACAGCCAGAUGCCCGGCCGAUGAGACCUCCUCCUCCCAACAUCCACCGCUCCGCCAGGCCCGUCCGCCCCCCCAGACCGCACGUCGCCCGGAGGCCCAGGAGCCAUGUCGCUGUGGACGGCCGCAGGACCUCCGUCUCCAGUCCAGAGCACUUGGUAAAGCCCACGCGCCACUAUACCGUCUUUCUCUCGGAGGACUCUUCCGGCGAUGAGUUUCCUCAGGAAGACGACCCCGGCUCAGCCUUCUCUGACAGCUUCCUCUUCUCUGCUCCUUUCGAAUGGCCCCAGCCUUACCGCACGCUGAAGGAGUCGGACAGUGCCGACGGGGAGGAAGGUCUCAGCCUGGAGCGGCCCCGCGACACUGGCCGCGCUGACCCCCCGACGCCGGAGAGCCCUGCCGAGCUCAGCCUGCUGGAAGGGCUGUUCUCAGGCCUGGAGGUGGAGCCGCCACCGCCCCCACCGCUCAGCCAAGCCAAGAGCCUGGAGGACCUGCGGAUCCCGCCGGAGCCGGCUGACCAGCUGCACGACGUGGACUCUCAGAGGACGGACCCUGCCUUCUCCGAGGAGAGCUGGGCAGCCCCGGGGAUGAAGCGUGCCCACCACUACAAGCAGCCGUGGGGCCUGGGCUGCGACGACAUGGCCAUUCCCAGCAAGCUCUUGCAGAGCUCCCCGGAGAGGCCCCUGACACCCCUCGGGAACGUGCCCCCCGUCCCGUGGAGGCCCCGGAGCCGGGACAGCAUCUUGGACCUUGUGGAGAAGGAAGCGGGCGGCCCCGUGGGCACCCAGGGGAGCAUCACCAUCCCACGGCCACAAGGGAGGAAGACGCCGGAGCUGGGCAUCGUCCCGCCGCCACCGCCGGCCCCCAGGCCGGCCAAGCAGCAGGCGCCCCCGGGAACGGUCCCCGGCCCCGUGGGGCAGAGCGGCCUGGCCUCGGAGCUGCUGCAGGAGACUUUUGCCGCCGGGAGCCUCUCGCGGGACCCGGAGUUCGGGCAGCCCAGUGGCCUCGCCUCACAGCCGCCUCUGCCACUUCUGUCCAGCGCCGGCGGGGCUGCGGAAAUGCUCCAGCCCGUGCGAGUCACCCAGGAGGGGACCAACAGCGACAGCGACUUCCUCCUCUCCCUCCUCGACCCCUUGAAAGCCGGGGGCGGUCCGGAAGCCGGCUUCCGUCCCGGCGGCCCCCGAGGCCUGCUGGGCUGCAUGUCCCCCGGCACAGCCGGGGCGUUCCCCUCGCCGGCGGGCGACCUCAUGCCCCUCGCGGCGGCACCCUUCGGCCAGCCCCUGGCGUUCCCCCGCCCGGCCGCGCCCUUCGUGCCGGCGCCUCUCAACCCCUUCGUGCCGGCCAUGCUGCUCACUCUGGCCAGGCCGCCCGGCGGCUCCUUCGCCUCCCCGCUCGGCCACGCCUACAGCUCCAGCUUCAUCACCUCCAGCUCCAGCUUCUUCCCGCCCCAGCAGCCUCCCCCGAACCCGCUGACGCUCUCCAUGCCCAACCUCUUUGCCCAGGCGCCCGCGGCCCCCCUGCAGCCUCCGCAGCCCACCCACAGCGGUGCCCUGCCGCCGGCACGGCGCGGGGGCCCUUCCAAAAUCCGGACUCUGCCUCUGGCGCACCCCGCCUCCAAGCUGGGGGGCCGGGCCGGGCCAGCCGCCAGGCCCAGCGACCUCCCGCUGGCCCCCCAUCCCGCGGGCGCAGCUGAGGCGGUGCUGCGCCCCUCCGGGCCCCGGGAGGCCAGGGAUCCCUUCGAGGAGCUGCUUAGCAAGACCAGGCAGGAGGUCUCAGUCACGCCCGGCAAAGUGGAGCAGUUGCGGCGGCAGUGGGAAACCUUCGAGUGAGCGCCGCAGCCGCCCUUCCUUUCCUUGUUGCCUGCUGAGCCCCACAAGCCCCCGGUAAGCCUGCGACAGCCCGAAGCUGCCGGGCCGUGGGGCCCCCGCAAGAAGAGCUGGCUGAACCCCGCUGUGUGGCGGGGGGGGGCCGGUGGGACCUUUGCGGGCUCCCUCUCCAUCGCUGAUGGCCAGCGGUGGCCAAAAACAAGACCUGGGGUAGGGUGGGGUGGGGCACCCCCCAAAUUGCCCCAAGGAGCAGCUGGAUGCGCGAGUGCUCAGUUGCUCCCCAGGCCCCUUCCUGCCCCCCCUGACACCCCUGCCGUCACGACCCACUGCCCCCGCCCGGGGGCGGCCUCGCCCUUCCCCAGCGCCCGGUGCUGCACUUCGCGUUCUGCAGGGCGCAGCUCCGUCUCGCUUUCACACGUACAUCCAGCGCACGAGCCCGGCGCUCGGGCGGGCUCAGCCACUGGCUCUUCGGCCACGCUCUCUUCCUCGCCGGCUUCUCUGUUACACAGGCGCACUUUUUGUUGGUGGGUGGGCGCUUCUUUGAGCUCGGCCCUUUGCCUCCGGUCUUCGCCGGCAACAGGGAGCCUCCCCCGGGAAUGGAAAAGCUUUCCCGCCCCGGGCCGAGCGCUUGCACCUAGGGCUGAGGCAAGGAGUCCACCGAGUUGGAAUUGCCAACCUUGAAGCGCAACGCACACGGUCAGGGUUCCCAUAAAGGGCGCCCAGGUGGGCAGACGUGCGUGUUCCAGCAGCUUUCCCCAUCCGGACAUCCUCCAGCUAGGUUGGGACUCUCCCCAUUCACUCCCCUGUCUGGGGAUGAUGGGAAUCACACUCUAACGCAGCCGGAUGGACAUCAGCUUGGGGAAAGCUGCUCCAAAGGGUUCCGAAACGAGGUCGAGUGGCACCAACACCGGGACUUGUGGAAGGGAAACACACAGGACAUGGGGCCAGAGGCCGAUCCUCGGUGCGAGGUGGAGCCCGGCUGAGAAUCUUGGCAGCCUCAAGAAGCCCCUGCACCCUUCUUCCUCGCAGCCCCCUCCGGACAGCAAGCAGAUCUGUCCGGGCUGCUACGGAGGGACAAGAAGAAUUGGAAGCGAGUCCGAGCAACACACGACUGCCACAGAUGCUUCAAGGGCCUGGAUACAUCGGCCUCUCCAUCAGCAGCCGCUUUGAGUUGGGUGACUUAGGUUUAGGGUAUUCUGAAAACUGGGCCUUCUUUCUCCGCACACGCUCAGAGGACGCCAGUCCUCCGCGGCUCCCCUUCCCUUCCCAGUCCGUCUGGCUUCCGUUUUUGCGCCCAUCCUGGCAUUUCCUCCAUGCUGCUGAAGUGUCACUCGAGGCUUCCGACGUCACGCCUGUGCCUGUGGAGUGGAAGUGCCCGGGAGAUCACCAGGGGCACCUCUUGGCAUCGCACGCACAUCAUCCACGUCUGUCCAGCUGUCGCUUUCUCUCGGUUUUGUAUUCUCUCUUUUGCUGGGAAAAAGAUGUUUUUGAUAUUGCCUAGUUCUGAAUAGUAAAACACGUCAAGCCCACUCGUCUAUUUCAUGCAAGAUCGGGGUGCAUUCAGGGGGUGUGGGUUCUCUCCCUGGGUCCUGCUGGUGGGCUGGGGAGACCCACGCUCCCCCCCAGUUUUGGGGUUGGGGGCCACGCUGUUUGCAUCAUGCACUCCUCCAGCUGGGUGCCCCACCUUGCAGAGGGCGAGCCCCCAGCUGCGGGGGCUGGAGGGGGUGCCCUCACGGGUCCCACAGCCUCCCGGUGGUGAAACAAGCGGGCAGUGGCAUCCCCCCCGGGGGUGGAAGGAUUCCCUUCUCUGUGGGCCUCCAGAGGGGCUCGGUGAGUUCACCGCAGGCUCCACGCUUUGGGCAGCUUGGGCCCACUGGCCUGUUGGCCGGAGGUUGCCCGUUCCUCCGUGCAGCCACUGCCCACGUUUACUCUCAUGUAAAUCUGUGGCCAGCUCAGGACGCAGGCUGCAGCCAGGUGCACUGCAGGCCCGGAGAGAGAGAUGCGUGGCUGCCAUGCCGGUGCCGAAGCGGCUUUCUCGCCCGGCGGGUCUCCAGCCCACCCGGUUCCUCCCUGGGUCCCCCUGCCUGCAGAGUUGCCGCCAAGUGAUUUCCUGCGUGCCUGGAGGCAGCCGAUCCACCCCUGGGGCCUCGGGAUGGCCGGGCUCCCAUGUCGGGGGCUGCCCACGGCAUGUGCCCGCCUCCCCGGCUGUGCCAAAGCAUCCGGAGUGCUUCCUUCCCUCGGCACGCUCUCUCCAAGCGGGAAAGAGAGGGAUGCCUCAUGCUGCCAGCGUCAUAUUUUGAACUCUGCGGCUUUAGGACGAGUGUCCCCCAGCUUGCUGCCCUCCAGAUGCUUUGGACUCCGAUUCCCAUCGGCCUCCGCCAGCAGGACCAGUGGUCAGGAAUACUGGGAGUUACAGUCUGAAGCAGCUGGAGGACACCAUAUUGGGGAAGAGACCUUGAUCAACCCGAACUGUGACCACAGUCUUAACACUGUUUACAUCCGUCCGCCAGGACCCAAAAUCCUGGAGGGAUUCAGUUUUGAAAUGUCCGUGUUCAAGGAGAGAACAUGUCUAGAAAUGGAGUCUCCUGCUGAAGCGUUGGCGUUGGCAUUGGCCGAGGGGGGAGGAUUUGGCUGGAGGAAAAUCUCCAACCAUGCCGGGAAGGAUAGAAACCGCUAAUUCGCAUUUGGCGAGUCUCCCUGGGGCCCAGCCAGCCUUCCAGCGCGAAAGGGAACGUCCCAAACCGUGGCCGAGUGGCAGGUGCCCUCUCUCUUUCUGCAAGGUGCUGAUCUCCCGGGUCCCCCGAGGACCGGCUUUGCUGCACGGAUGUGACGUUUUCAGUGACAAUCAAGCAUCUGAAUUGCUCGUGCGGUGAGCAACCCAGGAGGCUGCGUGGCACUGGGCGAGAGCAGUAUCCGUCUGUCAGGGAGGCCUAUGAAACAGACUUUACGAGAAUUCACGCGAACCCACGCGCAGCAGAGUUGCAGUAGAAAUAGGGAAAACGCAUCCUUCGUCACUUCCGUGCUGUCAGAAAUAUUUAUUUCGCCCCCAGCCUCCGGGUGAUCUGGCAAUAUUUGUUCCAUGUUUGUGGCCUAUAGGAUGAAGUGCCGUCACAGGGGGUGUGACCCCAAAAGGUCUCAGAAAAGCGAUGGGAAGUUUUGUCCUUAACACGAUGGCUGCUGUCAGUUUCUCAUUUCACUUUUUGUCUGCCCAGCAUACAAAAGCUGAAUAAAGACUGGAUGUUGCCAA
Messenger RNA from Varanus komodoensis (Komodo dragon), 6586 nucleotides. It is a transcript of the gene DENND1A, whose product is annotated as DENN domain containing 1A. NCBI's taxonomy places the organism in Eukaryota, Metazoa, Chordata, Lepidosauria, Squamata, Varanidae. The transcript has 24 exons. Bases 43 to 3342 code for a protein of 1099 amino acids. Gene Ontology annotation, cellular component: cytosol; clathrin-coated vesicle. The record is from RefSeq and is a predicted model, not a curated record. Gene Ontology annotation, biological process: endocytosis; endocytic recycling. Gene Ontology annotation, molecular function: guanyl-nucleotide exchange factor activity; phosphatidylinositol phosphate binding.